AUGUUUCACAAAACAGCACAGGCGCACAGUAUCAAGGACCUUGAGAAGACGCUGCCUCAAGUGUCUUCCAUCAACGGCAUGCAAGUCAAAGACUAUUUGCAGGCACUCUCGGAUGACAACAAAAUCUGCGUCGAGAAAAUUGGCAGCGGCAACUGGUACUGGAGUUUCCCGGCUGACGAGAAAAAGGCAAAGAAUGCCACUCUCAAAAAGGCCCAAGAAGAGUAUGACAAGGUCAGCGCAGCUGUGUCUGAGCUGCAGGCAAAAACAGAAGGUGCAGAAGCAGCUCGCGCAGAGGACGAGGACAUGCUCAUGGAGUCUGGCGGCGAUCGCAAAACUCUCAUCGCAAAGCAUGCCGACCUGAUGAAGGAGUUGGAACAACUUCGUACAGACUUAACCGCGUACAGCGAGCAGGAUCCGGUUGAGUUGGAGAAGAAAGAGAGUGAAGCACACAAAGUUCGCCUCGAUGCCGAAAAAUACACUGAUCACAUCUUGGCCAUGCAAGGAUGGUUCAAAACUAAUGCGGGCGGUGGUGGAGGGGAGGAUUUUCUUAAUUUGCUAAAGAUGCUAUAUGGUGAUGAGUACGACAAUGAGGAGCAAGGCUUGCGUGAGCUUUGA
Messenger RNA from Bipolaris sorokiniana ND90Pr, 615 nucleotides. RefSeq lists its product as uncharacterized. The record is from RefSeq and is a predicted model, not a curated record. NCBI's taxonomy places the organism in Eukaryota, Fungi, Ascomycota, Dothideomycetes, Pleosporales, Pleosporaceae. The transcript is spliced from 3 exons. The coding region runs from base 1 to 615 and encodes 204 amino acids.